Messenger RNA from Plectropomus leopardus (leopard coralgrouper), 588 nucleotides. It is a transcript of the gene ventx, whose product is annotated as VENT homeobox. Gene Ontology annotation, biological process: regulation of DNA-templated transcription. Lineage: Eukaryota; Metazoa; Chordata; Actinopteri; Perciformes; Serranidae. Gene Ontology annotation, molecular function: DNA binding; DNA-binding transcription factor activity, RNA polymerase II-specific. The record is from RefSeq and is a predicted model, not a curated record.
AUGGCAAACUUCUCUGUAGAAUGGCUGUCCAGAAGUUAUUAUGAGGAUGCUGCGAUCCAUACAAAGGUCCACGAAGAAAUGGAGGAAUUUGCAAAGAGAUCAAGAAACCAAUACUCAACGACCUCUCCAAACAAUAGUUGCGGUCACACUUCGGGCUCCGAGAGCGAGUUGGGGGAUGACAGCGAGGGGGAGGCCACCCAACAACGAAGGAUGAGGACCAAGUUUACCUCCGAGCAGAUCAGCAAUUUGGAAAAGGAAUUCAGCAAGCACAAAUACCUGGGUGCAGUGCAGAGGGGGAAGGUUGCAGAGAAGCUGAAUCUCUCCGAAACUCAGGUGAAAACUUGGUUCCAAAACAGAAGGAUGAAGCUGAAACGAGAGGUCCAGGAUCUGCGUCCGGACUUCCCAUCGCUCACCGUAGCCGGUCUGCUGCCGCCUCGGCUGUUUCAGCACCCCGCCCUCAGUGGACAGUUCCCCACCGGCAACGGCCACUACCCGCAGCUGCAGCCGCUCCACAGGACGACCCUGCCGGCCUCUCUCCAUCACCAGCACCGCUCCCACCCUCUCACCAUACCGCCACACUUCUACUGA